AUGGACUCGAGAAACGCCUUGUUUGGUAGGGGCCCUCGCACCGGCUUGCCAGGAAGGCAGGUCCAGGGCGGUCCUCCGCCCUCUCGGGAUUAUGGCGGCCCUCCGUCAGGCUACAACACACCUCCUGCCUAUGGCGCUCCUCCUAACACGAACCGAGCACCACAGGGACCACCCGGAGGUUAUGGUGGCGGUGGUGGUGGGCGACCGGUGUCCCUCGGCAUCGAGAAGUUUGCAGAUAAUAGAUACAUCUUCGGAAACCUGUCGGCCGUGUCACCGAGCGACUUUCAACCCCGCGAUUCCGGACCCGAUGUCUAUGUUCUUCUCAAAGGACCGUCGUUGUCUGGUGAGUAUGUAGUGACUGCCCGACCUCUGCAAGGCUUUCCCCCGGGAAAGAUCAGUCUGGCGGAACACCAGCGAUCGUGGUGCGGCAUCUCAAUGAUGGAUCAAUUUACGGGCGAGGUGUACGAUCCAUUCUCAAGAGGCAAGAACGCAUACCUCGGCACGCUAGACCUCGAGAUUGCUUUUGCUCGAUCGAAAAUGACUGAGGAGCCAUACGACCAGGACAAACUCGCCGAAGAGAUCACGCGUUUGUUUGCAAACCAAAUAUUCUCGCCGGGGCAAAAGUUCUUGAUGGAAGCCCAGAGUAUUCCACUCAUGUUCACAGUCAAGACAGUGCAGCUUGUCGAUCUGAGCAUGGAAAAGGGUGGUACUUCUGAUGCACCCAGUUCGAGUGAUCGUAACGACCGAGGCAUACUGACCAACGUUACUACCAUCAAUUUCUUCAAAGACGCAAAGUCGCCGAUCAAGCUCAAAGGCUCAGCUAGGCGACCGGCAACCAACGCCAUUCUGCGCCCAGACUUCAAGUUCGAGAACAUGGGAAUUGGUGGUCUCGAUGAAGAGUUUUCCACCAUCUUCCGACGAGCCUUCUCGUCCCGACUACUGCCGAGCGGACUGGUUGACCAGAUGGGCAUUCCCCAUGUGAAGGGUAUGCUUCUUUACGGUCCUCCUGGAACUGGAAAGACUUUGAUUGCCCGUCAGAUCGGAAAGAUGCUCAACGCGCGUGAGCCCAAGGUCAUCAAUGGUCCCGAGAUCUUGAACAAAUUUGUUGGUCAGUCAGAAGAGAAUGUUCGAAAGAUGUUUGCCGAUGCCGAAAAGGAAUACAAAGAAAAGGGCGAAGAAAGUGGCCUGCACAUUAUCAUCUUUGAUGAACUGGAUGCUGUCUGCAAGCAGAGAGGCAGCGGUGCCGGUGGAGGUACUGGCGUCGGCGACAGCGUUGUGAACCAGCUUCUCACAAAGCUCGAUGGUGUUGACCAACUCAACAACAUAUUGCUUAUUGGUAUGACAAACCGAAAGGAUAUGAUUGAUGACGCUCUGCUUCGUCCUGGUCGUCUAGAAGUCCACGUCGAGAUUUCUCUUCCUGAUGAGCACGGAAGACAGCAGAUCUUCAAGAUCCACACGUCCAAAAUGAGGGAGCAUGGCAGAAUUGACGGCGAUGUCAACCUUGCCGAUCUGGCUGCACGGACAAAGAACUUCUCAGGAGCAGAGAUCAACGGUCUUGUCAAGGCCGCAUCCUCGUAUGCUUUUACACGACAGGUCAAGAUUGGAGAUCUCUCCAACCCCUCCAUCAACUACGAUGACAUCAAGGUCAACAUGGAAGAUUUCGUUCGGGCCUUGGACGAUGUGAAGCCUGCAUUCGGUGUGUCGGAAGAAGAAUUAGCUGAUGUUGCCAAGCAUGGCAUCAUUCCCUUCAGUGCUCACAUUGAGCGUAUUCGUGGCGAUGGACGAAACCAUGCCAGUCAAGUAUCGACGGACCCCAAGCAAAGAUUGCUGUCCGUCCUCAUUUACGGACCUCGAGGUUCUGGAAAGUCUGCCAUGGCCGCAGAUAUUGCAAUGAACUCGAACUUCCCAUUUGCCAAGCUUGUAAGCGCCAGCAACAUGCUUGAGAUGGGCGAGCAGGCCAAGAUUGGCUACCUCCGAAAAGUCUUCAACGACGCUUAUAAAUCGCCGAUCAGCGUUGUCAUCAUCGAUGGUCUUGAGCAAAUCAUUGAGUGGACACCUGUCGGCCCUCGGUUCCAGAACGGUGUCCAGGUCGCUAUUGCAUCGCUCAUGCAGACGGAACCGCCGAAAGGCAGGCGGCUUCUCGUUCUCGCUACCACUUCUAGGCGCGAGAUCUUUGGACAAUUGGAUGUGCUUGAGUUUGAUCACGAAUUGGCUGUCCCCGCUGUUCGCGAUGUGCAAGAGUUGGGCGCAGUCUUGAGUUCUCAAGGUGUAUCGGAACAAGAUGUCAACGAGGCACUGUAUGAGAUUGAGACUGUAACCGGGGGUCAAAAGGUUGGUCUAGGUGUCAAGAGAGUUCUGGUUUCUGUCGGUGCUGCUUUCAACAAGGUACGCAACGGUGACAAUCGGCCGGUUGGUCAAAUCAUUGCCGGCGAGCUGCUCCAAAUGAUGGGAUCCGCCUAG
Messenger RNA from Pestalotiopsis fici W106-1, 2460 nucleotides. RefSeq lists its product as uncharacterized. Bases 1 to 2460 code for a protein of 819 amino acids. The transcript has a single exon. Gene Ontology annotation, biological process: intra-Golgi vesicle-mediated transport; Golgi to plasma membrane protein transport; SNARE complex disassembly. Gene Ontology annotation, cellular component: Golgi stack. Gene Ontology annotation, molecular function: ATP binding; ATP hydrolysis activity. The record is from RefSeq and is a predicted model, not a curated record. Lineage: Eukaryota; Fungi; Ascomycota; Sordariomycetes; Amphisphaeriales; Sporocadaceae.